AUGACUGUCGCCUCGCCAUUUCGAGACCUCACCGCGACGCCCAACCAGCCGCUCUCGCGGGUCGUCUUUACAUCCGGCACCCGCGUUCGCAUUGCCGCUCCCAAAGAGGUGGUUUGGCGGGGGAUUACUGCGCUGGAGGAGUAUGCCGAGUGGAACAGCACGAUGCGGAGUUUUGAGCUGGAUGGCGCCGCUCUGCGAGAGGGCGCACAAGGCAAGAUGAAAUGGGAUGAUGGCAGUGGAAAGCCGAUGGAGGUGCCUGAACUCGUGAGUGGUGGUCGGCCCGCUUGGUUGCGCAUUGCUGACGCGGCGCACAGAUCACGAAGCUGGAGGACGACACGGCGCAGUCGACGCUAGCCUGGCAAGGUCUGCUGUUGCCAAGCUGGCUGGGCAUUGCGGAGCGAGUGCAGACGGUGUCGACGCUGCCGGAAGAGGGAGGAGCGGCGUGCAUGGUCACAAACUGGGAAUCCAUGUCUGGGCCAUUCGCAUGGAUCGGCUACUACCUGCUGGGUCUGCAGAGCAAGCUCGAUCAGGGCAACGCCACGUACUGUCAUGACCUCAAGAGCAGGUGCGAGGAGAUUUGGCGGCGCGAGAGAGUAGCAUAG
Molecule: messenger RNA, 602 nt
Organism: Ceraceosorus bombacis
Lineage: Eukaryota; Fungi; Basidiomycota; Exobasidiomycetes; Ceraceosorales; Ceraceosoraceae
Source: the annotation of a GenBank genome assembly